UGCCAUGAGCUGGCCGAAGUAAAAUACAACUGAAAGGCUUAUCCAAUUCUAGCCUUCACUAAGUUGCUCUAUUUGUUUUCCUUCUAAAAUAAUGCUCUUCUAAUCAUACAGUUCUGUAGGCUUCUCAUGGGCAUACUGGAGAUGCCUUUGUCAGGGAAUUCAAGUGUUUACCAAUCAAUUACUCUUCUAUCAGUGCAUAUUUCUUAAUUGGCCAUGUUAGAGAACAGAUGAAAGAAAAAAAAACAAGCUGCAAAAGUUGACAUGCCUGUAAUAAAAAUCCAAGUGAAUAAGAUAAAUCGAUUAGCAUCCUGGCCGUCGAUAGUGUCGACGGCUGUGAUCAUCGCUGCCCUCCUUGACUUUGCAAAAAUUAUACUCCCAUAGUGCUCCACCUCUCACUCCCGGUUGGAAUAUUAUACUCCCGAAUUACUUCCUGCACAAGUGAAGCCCCCAAAAUUAAUGAGACAAUGUCACAUCUGAUGGUCUGAAUAUGCUCUCCCUGUGUAUAAAGUCGCAGCAAGAUCUACCAACAACCUUUUCUUACGCCGGCCGCCAUUGUUGCAAACUUUGUUCAUUCAUCCUUUUCUUUCCAUCUCUCCUCUCUGCUUCAGCAGCAACCAAACCCCAAUCUCACCAAGUUCCUGCAUGUCUUUGCAUGUUGAAACUGAUACUCUUCUCCAUCUUUUCAUUUCGACCGAUUCCAUUUAAUGCCGCCUAUAUAGUAUGAUCUGUUCAUCUUCAUCCUCCCAAUCUAGAGCUCCUUGAUUUUAUUUCUUCCAUUGCAUGCACCAUCAAGAUUGCACUUGAAUACAGCUUCAUUCUUGUUGCCUUGUUGUUGGUGCAACUGUAAAUAGAUCCUUGGGGGUUCUUGAUCCAUGGAGGGCGUGGAGGAAGCCAACCGGGCGGCGGUGGGGAGCUGCAAGAAGCUCGUGGCUUCCCUCGCGCGCUCAGGCGGCGACCCCUUCCGACCCACGGCCGGCGGCGCCGAGACCGACGAGGCCGUCGCCAUGUUCGGCAAGGUGGUCACCAUCCUCAGCAACAGGGUCGGCCAUGCCAGGGCCAGGGUCGGCGCCGGCCGCAAACGGAGCUCGCCGCCGCUCGAUCCCAGCUGCCUCUUGGAGUAUCACCCACCACCCCCCAAUAAUGGCUUCCGUGUCCAUGGCCAUGGAAGCUGCACUCCUGCUCCGCCGCCGCCGCCGCCGCCGGUGACGAGCAAGGAUGUGCUGCCGGCGGCCGAAGUUGACUACAGGGCCAUGUUCCUCGAGACGCCGCUCCUGGAUUUGAACGGCUGCACUGCUACUGCUCCUGCUACAGCUACAGCUUCAUCGUCCAUAGUGGCCAUGGCGGCCCCCGUGCAGCAGAUCAACACCUCGAAAUCCCCCGCCGUUACUACUAAUCCUCCUCCUCUUCCUCCUUGCGCCACCAAAAUCCAAUUCCACCAGCAUCUUAAUCAGCAGCAGCAGCAGCAGCAGCAGGGGAAGAGAGUCCAGUUCGAGCAGCAGCAGAAGGCCGCUCCGGGCGGCGGCGGUGGCGAGAAGCAGCAGUUCCACAUGGAGAUGGCGCCGAGGAGCAAGGAGCCGGAGGUGAUCAGCUUCAGCUUCGACAACAACUCGGCGUGCACCUCCUCGGCGUCCUUCUUCACCUCCAUCAGCAGCCAGCUCAUCUCCAUGUCCGAUGCCGCGGCGGCGCCGGCGCCCAGGACGAAGGCGGCGGGAUGCGGCAAGAAGGGCGAGGUCGACGCCGACGGCAGAUGCCACUGCCCCAAGAAGAAGAAGCCGAGGGAGAAGAGGGUGGUGAGGAUGCCGGCGAUCAGCGACAAGGUGGCGGAUAUACCGGCGGACAAUUACUCCUGGAGGAAAUACGGCCAGAAACCCAUCAAAGGCUCUCCUCAUCCAAGGGGAUACUACAGGUGCAGCAGCAUCAAGGACUGCCCGGCGAGGAAGCACGUGGAGCGCUGCCGCGGCGACGCCGGGAUGCUCAUCGUCACCUACGAGAACGACCACAACCACGCCCAGCCGCUCGACCUCUCCACGCUACCCUCAAAUUCAGAAGCCUGAAGCUAAUGCCAUCACUGCCGAUGCAAAGGCCAGAAGAAAGAAAGAACUCUGAAUCUUCGCCAUGGACAGAAAAUGAGAUGGGACUCUGGAUGUAUAGUUAGUGAGCACUUGAUUGGGGUGCAAUGCAAUGCAACUAUGGUGGAUAAAAUUCUCUGUGACUACUACUAGUACUAGUUAAGUUUUCCUUGUCGAAGUACUAGCUUUGUCUGUUUAAUUAUGGUGCAGAAUUCAUUCACGUGUUCACGGCUCA
Brachypodium distachyon (stiff brome) is the source of this 2304-nucleotide messenger RNA. RefSeq names its product protein WRKY1. Gene Ontology annotation, biological process: regulation of DNA-templated transcription. The coding region runs from base 873 to 2054 and encodes 393 amino acids. Lineage: Eukaryota; Viridiplantae; Streptophyta; Magnoliopsida; Poales; Poaceae. Gene Ontology annotation, molecular function: DNA-binding transcription factor activity; sequence-specific DNA binding. The transcript is spliced from 3 exons. The record is from RefSeq and is a predicted model, not a curated record.